CGCAGCAUUCAGUUCAACCUGACACAACCUGAACAAUAUUUCUGGCAUCUUUUUAUGGCAUGAUUCUCAAGAAGUUAAAAGUAUCUUUUAAAAUUAAAAUCAAAUUAAGUAAUAGACAAUACACAAAUUUUGUUUUGUUUGCUUAUCUGACAAAGGCCUAUAUGCGACUCAUUUAUUUUGUGGACAAAAUUUUUUGUAGAUUUUGGGAAUCACAAAAACUAUACCAACAGUCAUUUUCAAAGUCAGGGUUUUUGUUUACGUUUCAUGGGUUCAAAAGAUAAGAAGUCUGACAAGAUUUUUUUUUGUGUUGUGAAUUGAGAUUAAGAAACGCAGAAUUAUUUCUCAAUCUUUUCUGUGAUGAGUAGGGUUAGUGUUGGCCAAGACAUUGUUAAAAAGAGAUCGAUUUUUGUUAUGAACAACGGUAAAUUUGUUGAAUUUUUAAUUUUUGCUAUCGGUUUGGUGCUAUUGGUGGGAUCAAAUGCCCAAGUUGGCUAUGAUUAUGACAAUGGUAGUUAUGAUUCGGGAAGUAAUAGUGGUCGGAAUGGUGGAGGUCGAAUAGUAUCGGUUCCAUCAACUUCAUCUUCAUUAACCGCAAAUCGUAAUGAUGCAUAUCAAAACACGGCACAAUUCAAUCAAGGAAGACCAUCAAAUCAGUUCGCAAGCACAGGAGGAUCUCGACCUUCUCAAGUCGUUAGUCAAGAUUACAAUACUAAUUCUGGCAUCGGUUAUCAAAACAAUAAUGGACUGGUUAAUCAGCGACAACCAAUUCAGCAGAAUAGCGGUAUAUAUUCCACCAACAACAACAAUAAUGUCUUGUCCCAGCCUUUACAAACUCAAAAUCAAAACAGCGAUUAUAGUCAAAGUGAUGGGUAUCAAAACAGCGGUCAAUCGACUCAAGUAAGGCCACGUCCUUCAGUUUCUACUGAUAACAAUUACAACAGUGGACAAUAUAAUCAGGGAAGACCUACGCUUCAAUCUGGUAUUACAAACCAAGGAUCAAAUACAAAUAAUUUUGGACAAGGUUCAUUUAACCGGCCUUCAUUACAAAGUCAACAAACCAAUAACCGGGAUACUAUUUACAACAAUAACGACAAUAAUGACAAUAGUUAUCAAAAUAAUCCUCAGACAAAUCAAAAAAGACCAACAAAUGAGUUUACCUCUGGUGGAAAUGAAUAUUCAGGCAGCAGCAACCAAAGAAUUACUACCCGGUCUCCACAAUUGUCGGACAGUGAUACUGCUUAUAACAGCAAUGGAAAUACCAAUGGCCAGAACAAUGGACAGUGGAACUCACAGCCAACAAAAAAUAAAGGAACUUCUGGUCUGGGAAUAAUAGCUUCUAACGAUGGAUUUGUCAAUCCUCGACCUUCGCAAGAUCGAAAUACUAAUCCAUAUGCAAACAUUGAAAACAAACCAACCUUCCAAUCCAAUCAAAAUAGGCCAACAUCACAGGUUCAAACUUCUAAUUCGUUUGGAGGAGUUUCUAAUUCUCGACCGUCUCAAACAAAUGAUUACAAUACAAACGAUUAUUCUGGAAGUGGAAAUAACUACAGGCCAAUUAAUAAGGUGGAAGGAAACAGCAACAACCGUCCGAACAACGGAAAUCAAUUUUACGAUUCUGAUUCCUAUGAGGAUUCUCAUGAGUCCAGUCCGGCACAUAAAGUGAAUAAAAAUAAUAAUGGAAACAACAAUAAAAAUAAAAACAAAAAUAACAAUGGCAACAACGGUAAUAACGGUAACAAAGGUAAUAACGGUAACAACGGUAAUAACGGUAACAAAGGUAAUAACGGUAAUAACGGUAACAACGGUAACAGUAACAACGGGAACGGUAACGGAAACAAUCGUAAUGGAAAUAAGAACGGAAAUGACAAUUUAUCUGGAGAAAAACACUCAAAUUCAAAAAAUAAUAACAACAGAUUUCCUCAAACAUCAGCUGGUCAUCAAGGAAGUAAAACUACGACGAAACCAAAUAUAAAUUCUUUUAUAAACAGUAGCAGAAAUAAUGGAAAUGAUAAGCCGAAAACACCCAACAAUGGAGGAAAUCCCAAAAAGAGGGUCAGUCAAAUCAAAUAUGAACAGUACCUUUCGAGCAUAUUUCCUGAUCUGGACGAUAAGGAUGUGCAGGAAGUUACAGAUUUCAAGGGAAGGAAACUAGCACGCCCGGGACAAUUUCCACAUAUGGGUGCUAUAGGAUUUAAAAACAAAGUACUAAAUAAAACCGAAUAUAAAUGUGGAGCUAGUCUUAUUAGUGACAUUUGGACUAUAACGACAGCACAUUGUACUGAUAACAAUGGAUUAAAACCAACCUAUGUUCGCUUUGGUGACCUUAACUUAAAAGCAGCUGAAGAAGAUGUCGAUCCUCAAACAAGAAGAAUAUCCUUAAUAGUAAACCAUCCAUCGUACAGAGAUGAUUCUCUUUAUAAUGACAUAGCUUUGCUGCAGUUAAAUAAAGUUGUAUUAUUUACUGAAUUUGUGCAACCUAUUCGAAUAUGGUAUCGAGAUGAGAUUCCAUUUACUAUGGCCUAUGCUAUGGGAUUUGGAGCAGUUGAAUUUGCAGGAGCACAAACAAAUCGUCUCACCCAACUUGACUUGACUAUAAUACCAAAUGAUGUUUGUGCUAGACAAAUGCCGGAACAAACAAAUGCUAAGCGAGGAAUUAUUUCUAGUCAAAUAUGUGCAAUUGAUAAUAAGAAAACAGGAAGUGAUACUUUUCAAGGUGAUUCUGGAGGACCGUUACAAAUUAGUUUCUUUGGAGAGGAAGGUGGCCGUCCACGUCAUUAUUUGAUUGGAAUGACAUCUUUUGGUGUUGUAGGAACGACGCGAUUACCAGGCGUUUAUACAAGGGUUUCAUCAUUUGUCGAUUGGAUUGAAAAAACCGUUUGGUCUGCUGAUUAUAUUGCUUAGUUAAAUAUAGAUUUAUAUUCUUAUAAAAGGCAACAAAAAAUUGUAAAAUUAGCAAAAAUUAAUUUGUAAAACAUAUUUGUAAUUUUGUGCACCUCCUCCAAAAAAUUUGGAAACACAUUCAAAUAUCACAUUUUUUUCAAAAUUGCGGUUUCAAACUUUUGAUGUGUGUGUAUGUGCAUUAAUGAAUUGUUCAAUAGUACCUUUAAUUUAUUUCAUUCCUACAUGACAAAUCAAAUAUAAAAAAUUAAUAAUAUUUCCCACCUUCAAGAAUUUUGAACUAGUCAUAAUAAAAAAACA
Messenger RNA from Episyrphus balteatus (marmalade hoverfly), 3198 nucleotides. RefSeq names its product probable serine/threonine-protein kinase clkA. Gene Ontology annotation, biological process: proteolysis. Gene Ontology annotation, molecular function: serine-type endopeptidase activity. The transcript has 13 exons. NCBI's taxonomy places the organism in Eukaryota, Metazoa, Arthropoda, Insecta, Diptera, Syrphidae. Bases 358 to 2901 code for a protein of 847 amino acids. The record is from RefSeq and is a predicted model, not a curated record.